Messenger RNA from Paraphaeosphaeria sporulosa, 4764 nucleotides. Its product is annotated as neuropathy target esterase-like protein. The record is from RefSeq and is a predicted model, not a curated record. Bases 135 to 4715 code for a protein of 1526 amino acids. Lineage: Eukaryota; Fungi; Ascomycota; Dothideomycetes; Pleosporales; Didymosphaeriaceae. Gene Ontology annotation, molecular function: phosphatidylcholine lysophospholipase A1 activity. The transcript has 3 exons. Gene Ontology annotation, biological process: lipid metabolic process. Gene Ontology annotation, cellular component: endoplasmic reticulum.
CUUCGCUGCCCACCAUGCCUCGUAUGCCUAUGCACGCUUCUCCGCGGCUGCCGUCGACUCCAUCACUUGCUCACGGCCCCCCGUGAGAGGCCCAGUCUGGUUUGGGCGUUGCCGUCCCUCCGCAGUCCGCUACCAUGUCCAGCGCCGCAGCCAUGGGCUUUGCUGCGAGCUCCGCCAGUAGCAGCGUGUCGUCCACGAUUGCUAGUGCAGCAGACGCCUUGCAGACAGCUGCAGUCAAGGGUGCCGAGAGCCCAACGCCCUCUUCGACCUUUGGCCUGCUCGCGCGCGUUAUCCUCCGCAUCCUGAGGGUGCUGCCGGGCGCCUUGUACUGGAUCAUCACCUUUACCACCAUCACCUUGCCAACAUGGCUGUUCACGCUAUUCUCUAUGAGCCUGACAUUCACUAUGAACUUCACUACUUUAAUGCUCAUAGCUGUCCUCGUCGUGUCCACCGUAAGCUACCUGGUCAGAUACCGUUUCAUGACCAUGUACACGAGGCUGCCGCCUGAACCACAACGUGACGAGCCCCAAGUCGAAGUGUUCCCUGACACUCAAGAAGGCGACUCUAAGAGAGGGCUGUCCAAUUACUUGGACGAGUUCCUCAGCGCCAUCAAAGUCUUUGGCUACCUGGAGCGACCCGUGUUCCACGAACUCACGCGGACAAUGCAGACCAGGAAACUGAUUGCAGGCGAGACCAUUCUGCUGGAGGAAGAGAAGGGCUUCUGUCUGGUGGUGGAUGGACUGGUCCAGAUCUUUGUCAAAUCGAAUCGAGACAGUGCAGAUUCAGACGAUGACGAGGACAUGCCAAGUGGAGCACACAGAGAUCGGCAAGGCUAUCAGCUUCUCACCGAAGUCAAGAACGGCGCACCCAUGUCCUCGCUCUUCUCCAUAUUGUCUCUGUUCACUGAAGAUGUCAAAUUACGCCACGAAGAUUCGGAAGACGGUGUUGAUUCGAGCGUUCCAGCAACGCCGCUCGAGAGGCCAGUGCGUACUUCCCUCUCUAGAAACAGCAGUUUUGCAUUCGACGAUUCGCGACCCCAUACUCCGGCAGAUUUGCCAGGGACGCCUCCAGGCGGGCUGGGUCACCGCAGAGCUUCGAGUAUAGCAAGCCCCACCGCUAGCGGCCGUCUUCAAAGUGUUCCUCCAUUCUCAUUAGACCCCAGCGCUGCCAAUGGGCAUGCUCACGAUAGCAGAAAAGACAAGCAAUCGUCUCAUUCCCGCUCCAAGUCAAAGGCCAAAUCGGCUCAUCCUGAUAUCGUUGCAAGAGCGAAAGAGGAUACUACUAUUGCAAUCAUCCCCGCAACAGCAUUCCGUCGCCUGACCCGCGUCUAUCCGAAAGCAACAGCGCACAUUGUGCAGGUGAUUUUGACUCGGUUGCAGCGAGUUACGCUCGCAACUGGUCACGCGUACUUGGGCCUGACGAGCGAGGUUCUACGCACUGAGAAACUAAUGAAUACUUACACUACGUAUGACUUGCCUGGCUUCUUGCGCGAUUCGGCUUUACAGAGAUUGAAGGACAGGUUUGCCAAAGAGACAGAACGCACUGGACCAGAAGAAGAAAUGAAAGGGAUAGCACUCCACAAUCCUGGUGCCGGUCGACGACGAAGAUCAAAUUCAGCUUUUAGGAAGGGUACAGCUGGGCAUGCUCGACUCGCCGCGAUUCGCGGAUCGUCUGUAGACAUCAGUGCCGAAAACCUUCCCAGAACGGCACAGUCCGCCGAGUCUGCUGGUGGCCCGGAUAGGGUCAGUGCGGGCGACCUGCUAACAAAUUCUCAUAUCCCCCGUGGUACUGGGAGAACCGGGCGAUACAGCUUCUCGCAGCCGGUACACCAGGAUCGGCGGGAUGCAAAAACCCCGCUCGACGCAGGUUCUUUCAAUCCUUUCGCUUCACCAUUAGCCAGGCCAGCUGUGCUGCAUCGCCAAGAAUCCAUUGACGAAGCUACUGUGUUUAGAGAGUCUGUGCUUGAUUGCAUGUUCAAAGCGAUCGGAUUGACUGACCUCGACAACCCCAUACCAAAAUCUACGUCGGUCGAACAGUCACCACGUCUUGUAUCUUUCGAUGCGAAGCGACAGAAAGCCGUCUUUAGUAACGCAUUUGGUUUCAUCGACCCGUAUGAAGCGUCUCGUGAUGGUGAUACUGAGUCGAUGGUCUCGGCCUCUGGACAGUCUACCAUGAGCGUCACGGGCCACAAUCUUCUAGAAGAGAUUGUCAAUGACGUUGAAAUCGUGUACUUUCCCAAAGGUGCUGUGCUCGUGGAACAGGGUGAGAGGAAUCCAGGUCUCUACUAUGUCAUCGACGGAUUUCUUGAUGUCAGCGUCCCCAUCGGGGAAGACCACCAGGAACCAAACAUACUUGGCACUCUCCCUUCGGCUCCGGGAACAACUGAGGCUGAACUCUUUGGAGGACCGACACUCAAACGGUCGACAAACACCGCUUCGUCGUCUUACUUGAACCUUCCUGAACAAGGAAAGAGGAAGAAGUCAAGAAAAUCUCUUUUCCUCACUAAACCAGGUGGCCUCGCGGGCUAUCUCGGGACUGUCUCCUCUUACAGAUCCUUUGUGGAUGUCACAGCAAAGACGGAUGUCUACGUUGGAUUCUUGCCCCGAGCAUCCAUUGAGCGAAUUGUCGAUCGGUACCCGGUAGUCUUGUUGACUAUGGCUAAGCGAUUAACGACUCUGCUUCCCAGACUGAUCUUACACAUCGACUUUGCUUUGGAGUGGGUCCAAGUGAACUCUGGCCAAGUGAUCUAUAAUCAAGGAGACGAAAGCGACGCCAUCUAUAUUGUCCUCAAUGGCCGUCUUCGAGCGAUCCAGGAUGGCGCAAACAACAACAUGAAGGUCAUCGGCGAAUAUGGACAAGGCGACAGUGUUGGAGAGCUCGAGGUGCUUACCGAGUCGACACGCCCCGGGUCUCUGCACGCUAUACGCGAUACGGAAGUGGCGAAAUUCCCCAAGACGCUGUUCAACAGUCUCGCUUUAGAGCACCCUGGAAUCACCAUCAAGAUAUCCAAGAUCAUCGCUUCUCGUAUGCGAUCAUUGAUGGAGGACCCUCUGCAUGAGCAAAGCAAAGAGCUUCGUUCGACGGCUACUCGGAGCAAGGUCUCAUCAACAGUCAAUCUUCGCACGGUCACUAUACUCCCCGUGACAGCUGGAGUUCCGGUAGUGGAAUUUGCCAGCCGGCUGAUGACAGCUCUGAAUCAAAUUGGCACUCCAAAUGGAGUAGUGUCACUCAAUCAGGCUGCUAUUCUGAAUCACCUGGGUCGCCAUGCUUUCAAUCGCAUGGGCAAAUUGAAGGUGUCACAAUACCUGGCUGACUUGGAAGAGAAGUAUGGUUUAGUCCUAUACGUCGCAGACACGCCAGUGAAAUCUCCGUGGACGCAGACAUGCAUAAGCCAGGCUGAUUGCAUCCUGUUGGUUGGCCUAGCAGAGGGUUCUCCUACCAUCGGAGAGUACGAGCGCUUUCUCCUCACGACCAAGACCACUGCCCGGAAGGAACUCGUCUUGCUACAUUCCGAGAGGUACUGUCCUUCAGGGCUUACGCGGAAGUGGCUUCGCAACCGUCCGUGGGUGAACGGCAGUCAUCACCACGUGCAGAUGCCUUUCCGUACAAAUGCUGAGCCAGUAAACCCUAUCGGCCGUCGGUUUGGCACUGCUCUGAAGCAUCGCGUACAAGUGCUACAGGCAGAGAUCCAGAAAUACACAUCGCGAAGGGUUCGUCAGACGCCACUCUACUCGGCGGAUACCCCGUUCAAGGGCGAUUUCCAUCGUCUGGCGAGGAGAUUAUGCGGCAAGUCUGUGGGGCUAGUUCUGGGCGGAGGUGGUGCGCGAGGCAUAUCACAAAUUGGCAUCAUCCGCGCGCUUGAAGAAGCCGGCAUACCUAUUGACAUUGUGGGUGGAACGUCCAUCGGGGCCUUCAUCGGGGCCUUGUACGCUUGGGAUGCCGACGUCGUUCCAAUGUAUGGGAGGGCCAAGAAGUUCGCUAGUCGUAUGGGCAGCAUGUGGAGGUUUGCUCUGGACCUCACGUAUCCAUCUGCAUCGUACACGACCGGACACGAAUUCAACCGUGGCAUUUUCAAGACCUUUGGUAACUCGCAGAUCGAAGACUUCUGGCUGGAGUAUUACUGCAACACAACCAACAUCAGCAAAAGUCGCUCUGAAGUACACACCAGUGGCUACGUUUGGCGCUACGUGCGGGCGUCCAUGUCUCUAGCAGGGCUUCUCCCACCACUUUGCGACAACGACAACAUGCUGCUCGAUGGCGGGUAUAUUGACAACUUGACGGUCACGCACAUGAAGUCCUUGGGAGCAGAUGUCAUCUUCGCGGUCGACGUCGGCUCUCUCGAUGAGGACACGCCCCAGUCUUUCGGCGACUCGCUAUCUGGUUUCUGGGCGUUGGUUAACCGCUGGAAUCCCUUCAGCUCCUACCCCAAUCCACCCACGCUAUCCGAGAUCCAAUCGCGCCUCGCCUACGUAUCUUCUUACGAUGCCUUGGAGAGGGCGAAGAAUACGCCUGGUUGCAGGUACAUGCGACCGCCAAUCGACCCCUACGGCACGCUGGACUUUGCGAAGUUCGACGAGAUAUACCAGGUCGGAUACCGGUACGGGAAGGAGUAUUUGGCUGGGUUGAGGGAGAAGGGCGUGCUGCCCGUCAGCGAGGAGACAGAAAAGGAGAAGAAUCUGAGGAGGACCAUGGCGCCCAGAAGGGCGAGUAUCUAGUCACACCUUGUGAAUGUGUACACGUUACCUCUUUUUGCUUCAAUUCUAC